This is a messenger RNA of Mycotypha africana, 2598 nucleotides long. Its product is annotated as P-loop containing nucleoside triphosphate hydrolase protein. The transcript is spliced from 3 exons. Bases 1 to 2598 code for a protein of 865 amino acids. The record is from RefSeq and is a predicted model, not a curated record. Gene Ontology annotation, molecular function: ATP binding; RNA binding; RNA helicase activity. NCBI's taxonomy places the organism in Eukaryota, Fungi, Mucoromycota, Mucoromycetes, Mucorales, Mycotyphaceae. Gene Ontology annotation, cellular component: nucleus.
AUGUUUGCAAAGUUCAAGUCCAAGAAACCAGCUGCUGUUGCUACUGCUGCACCAGCAGGUUCUUUAAAAAAACAAAAGCCUAUUGCAGUUAAUGAAAGUGACAGUGAUGACGAUCAAGAUGAAAAGUUUAUUGUGUCGGAGACAAUUGCUGCCAAUCGUAAGAAUAAGAAGUCUGGUGGUUUCCAGUCAAUGGGUCUUAGUAAUCCUGUAUUCAAAGCAAUCAUUCAUAAAGGCUUCAAAGUACCUACACCAGUGCAGCGUAAAUGUAUACCAUUGAUUCUAGAAGGAGCCGAUGUCGUUGGUAUGGCACGUACUGGUUCUGGUAAAACAGCUGCCUUUCUGAUUCCGAUGUUAGAAAAGCUCAAGUCCCAUUCAGCAAAGACAGGCUCUCGUGCCUUGAUCUUAUCACCUUCUCGUGAAUUAGCUCUUCAAACACAAAAAGUGUGCAAAGAAUUGUCUAAAUAUACCGACCUUCGUAGUGCUUGUAUUGUAGGUGGUGACAAUUUAGACGAACAGUUCGAAAUGAUCGCAUCCAACCCAGAUAUUUUGAUUGCAACACCAGGCCGUCUUCUACAUUUGGCAGUGGAAAUGAAUCUGGAUUUGGUAACAGUAGAAUAUGUUGUUUUUGAUGAAGCAGAUCGUUUGUUUGAAAUGGGUUUUGCUGUUCAACUACAUGAAAUCCUCUCUCGUUUGCCGCCCAGCCGACAAACAUUAUUGUUUUCAGCUACAUUGCCAAAAUUGUUGGUCGAUUUCGCUAAAGCAGGUUUACAGGAACCCACAUUAAUCCGUUUGGAUGUGGACACUAAGAUCUCCCGUGAUUUGGAGAUGGCAUUUUUCACUGUCAAAGAUAACGAAAAAGAAGGUGCACUGCUUUAUUUAUUGAGAAAUAUUAUCAAAUUACCCAAGAAAACUCAAGUGGCUGCAGAUGACGCUAAUGAUAGAAAAAAGAACAAGAAAAGAAAACCUACAGAAGUUGAACAUCAGACGAUUAUUUUCACAGCAACGAAGCAUCAUGUAGAAUAUUUGGCAACUUUAUUAGAGAUGGCAGGUUAUCAGGUCUCUUAUGUAUAUGGUUCUCUGGAUCAAACAGCCCGUAAUAUUCAAAUUAACCGCUUCCGAAAUGGCAUGACCAAUAUUCUGGUUGUCACUGAUGUAGCUGCUCGUGGUAUUGAUAUUCCCAUCCUUGAGAAUGUGAUCAAUUAUGAUUUUAGUGGAUCUUCGAAGGUGUUUGUUCAUCGUGUGGGCCGUGCUGCGCGUGCUGGUCGCCGUGGUUGGGCCUACUCCCUUGUGACGAACGAGGAACUUCCAUACUUGGUAGAUCUUCAUCUCUUUUUGAGUCGUUCGCUUGUCCUUGGUGGCGAGAAAGAGAGAGAAGAUUAUGAUUACACUUCGGAACUUGUCUUGGGUACUCUUCCCAAAGAUGCUGUGAUAGACGACAAAGCCUGGGCAGAAGAUAAAGUUACAAAAGAUGCUGCUCUUGAAGGUACUUACCGUACUGCCGUAAAUGCGUAUAAACUUUAUAACAAAACGAAACCCAAGGCCUCUCCAGAAAGUUAUACCCGUGCUAAAGAGAUUGUAAAAAAGCUCAAUUACAGCAAUCUUCAUCCACUUGUUUUGGACGACGUGAAUCAAAGCACUGCAGAAAUUGAACGAUUGAAUAUGAUCAACGCAAUCAGUGGGUUCAGACCUGCAGAAACCAUUUUUGAAGUUGGUGUACGUGGUACAAGAAAAGUUACGCCAGCCACCGCAAUGAUGAGAGACCGUCGACAAACAGUAGAUAAGAUCAUAUCGGCACAUAAAUCACAGAAAGAGGCCGAAUUACAAAGAUUACAGAAGCCUGUUCCUGUACGUGACGAGAAAAAGACAAUCGAAAGUCUUGGUGGCAUCGUAGAGGAAGAAGAAUUAGAAAAAGCCUUCAAUAUACCAAAAUCGAAAGAAGAAGAUAAAAAGAAAAACAGCUAUCGUGAUGAAGAGUACUAUUUGUCUUAUACUCAGAAGGAUGCAAAUACUGAACGCGGUUAUUCUAUGGCAAAUGAAGGCAGCUUCAUGGAACAAGCAGCCAAAGCUCAAUUAGAUUUGACGGGUGAUGAUAAUGAGGCCAUACAAAAGAGCAAGAAUAUGCUUCGCUGGGACUCAAAGAAAAGAAAGUUUGUUAAAGGUACUGGCAUUGGUUCGGAUAAUAAGAAGUUAAUUCGUACAGAAAGUGGUGCCUUGAUUUCUGCCAGUUACAAAAGCGGCAGAUUCGAUGAAUGGGUCAAGAAGAAACAUAUUACAUUACCACGUGCAGGUGAACAAGAAUUGGCAAGUGCACGUAACUUGGGCAAAAGACGCUUCAAACACAAUAAAGUGGAGGAAGGCAAGCCUUUGGAUCCUCUUGCUUAUGAUUACGAGAAGAAGUUGAAGAAACGAAAGACAAACGAGGCUGAAACAGCAAGCACAGUCGAUAAGAGUGGUUUGGGUAAGAAGCAAGUGGGUGUACAUGCAAAGAGCGAACUGAAGAACGCAAGUCAGAUUAGAAAGGAACGUAAAGCAUACGAAAAGAGGAAAGAAAAAUCCACGCGUCCUUCAAAGAAGUUUAAAGGCAGUAGACGUCAUUAA